AUGCUGAACUUUAUAACCACUCCAGAUUCAGAACCAACAGCUUCGAGCGAUUUUGACGAUGGAGUAACGGUGACGGAAUUAAUAUCUUCCGUCGAUUGGGCGUCCACUUCUCUGGGGCCUGCGAACAGCUGGCCUUUAUGGCUAAAGUCUGUUGUGGAUUUAUGUCUUCAUUCUGUACUUCCCACACAAUUGUAUAUUGGUCCCGAGAGGACGGUUAUACACAAUCAGAAGUGGAGGGAUACCUUUCAGUCAACAUAUCCUUCGCGUUUGGGAAGGUCUGCGUUUGAAACGCUCACCGAGGCGGACAACUCUAUCGAAGAACUGUUUCAAACAGCUUUUGCUGGAAAGGCCCAAUUCAAAAACGAUUAUCCUUUACACGUCAUGCGUUUUGGGUAUAUGGAAGAAGUGUACUUUACACUCUCAUUCAGUCCAAUAUUUACUGACACAGGGAGUAUAGGAGGAGUAAUCUGUAUUCUGGAAGAGACGACAAGAAAAGUGCUUUUGACCAGAAGACUGAAAACGAUAAAUGAUCUCACAUACGGAAUACAAGGGGCGAGAUCUGUAGAACAUGCUUGCCGAUUAAUCACCACAGUUCUCCAAGAUAAUGCGGAUAUACCAUUCGUCAUAAUUUACCUCAUUGAGAAACAAAUAACAGAUUCUGAGUACAAACCAAAAAGUUUGCGACUAGAAGCCACAACGUUCGAUCGUGAUCUAGUACCUGUCAAAGGCAUGGACGGGACGGAAGAAUAUAUGUAUUUUCCUGGACAAUCGAGCCGAGAUUUGCCGAAUUAUUUGUUUAAUACGCCUGAUUUGAUAGAUUUAACAGAAGAUAUAGACAAUACGACAGCGCACACUGUAUCUGAACACUGGCCGAUAAAACAUGCAAUAGCUACUAACCAGAACGUAGUUACCAAACUACGUGAUAACUCGACGGCUUUAUUAUGUCCGAUAACGUCAAUAGUCGAUGGGAAAAGUGUGUCGACUGCUGUGAUGAUAUGUGGCGUUAAUAAACGUCGAAUGCUCGAUAAAGAAUACGAGGAGUUUUUUCAGCUUGCCAUUGACAGAGUGAGCUCUUGCUUGACGCGGAGUCGGGUACGAGAAGCGGAACGAAAGCAAGCACAUAACUUGGCUGACUUGGAUAGGCAAAAAAUUUUAUUCUUUCAAGAUAUCAGUCACGAGUUACGAAGCCCUUUGAGUCUUAUGCUCUUGCCUUUGGGAGAGGCAAUAGAAUUAUGCCCAAAGGACUCUCAAACGCUGGGUUAUCUCAAAGUAGUUCAAAAUAAUAACCGAAGACUUCUCAAUUUAGUAAACACUUUGUUACAGUUCGCUCACACAGAAGCGGGUCGACAUCACGCAUGGUUUUGUGAGUCAGAUAUUGCAAGGCUGACAAUGGAGUUGGCCGCCAAUUACGAAAGCAUGACUAAAUUUCUCGGGCUUGAUUACAAACUCGGUAUCCCCAGCGAUGGGGAACUUGUCCGUCAGAUGAAACAGAAAAUUUUUUUAGAUCGGGAUAUGUACGAAAAGAUAUUCUUUAACCUAUGUUCAAACGCGUUUAACCAUACAAGGACUGGUGGGGUGACUGUGCGACUAUUUGCUGAAAAAAGGAGGGAGAGAGACGGUGUGGUACUCGAAGUAUCUGAUACAGGCGUUGGCAUACACAAAGAACAGCUUUCCAAAAUUUUCCAACGUUUCUACCGUGUCGAAUCACGACACUCACGCAGUAGUGAAGGCAUUGGGAUCGGUCUUGCCCUCGUCAAGGAGCUUGUCGCUCGACACGACGGUGAGAUUUCGGUCGAGUCUCAAGUGAAUGUAGGCACCACUUUUCGCGUAUGGAUUCCCGCUGGAUUUGAUCAUCUGCCUCGGAAGCAAGUUCGCUUCGAAAGUGAUCAACAAGAUUCUAGCUUUGCCCAAGAUUUGUACGCAGAGCUGUCCGGGUCGAGUCCAGGGUCAUGUGAAAAAGAUCCAAUAUCAGUCGAUGACAAUAAUUUGAAACGUGUGCGAUCAUCAUCAAAUGUGGACACGGAUUGCAUUGGCUUUGACAAUACGCGAAAAUAUGUUCUGCUUGUCGACGAUAAUGCGGAUAUGAGAAACUACUUGAUCACUUUGAUUAAGAAACAAUUCAACUGCAUAUGUGCUGCUAACGGCCAUGAUGCCCUUGAAAUCAUAAAACGUUCACCGCGAUCACCUGAUUUAGUCCUUAGCGACGUUAUGAUGCCCGGCAUGAAUGGCUACGAGUUGCUCACCGCACUACGUAGCGAUCCAACCACACAAACUAUUCCGGUGAUAUUAAUAUCAGCUUUAGCGGGAGAAGCUAGUGUUGAAGGAUUGGAAAAGGGUGCAGAUGAUUACAUAGUCAAACCGUUUGAUGCUCAUGAACUUAUGGCUCGUAUUCAUGUGAACAUCAAACUCUCAGACGUUCGUCGCCAACUGAUUGCUGAACAGCGGCGUCAAUUUGAGACUAACAAACUGUUAUUUACAAUAAGCAACAAAAUACGUUCGGGCUUUGGAAUACAAGAAACGCUUGAUACUGCCGUUCUAGAAGUAAAGAAGAUACUGUCAUGUGAUUGUUUGUUAAUAAUCCAAAACAAUGUUACAAAAGAGGGAACAAACUGCAAAGUGAUGGCAGCCUCAAUGCAUCCGCCAGAGGAGCUUGUUGGGCGUGUGAUUAAUCGUUUUGACAAUAACGAGACCGCGGUUGAUUAUAAAAUACAACCAAUGACGGAAUCAGCUAUCGACCCUCUGUCAACAACUUCCGGCAAUGCGUCUUUGGCCUCGGAUUCGCUGUCCGACGAAUUAAGUGAUUCCAGUGGCUUGAAUGUUAAAGUCUGUACAGACUUUGAAUCGCAGAUAUUGCAUCGACGUGUGUCCUAUAUUAGUUUAGCUAUUUAUUUGAAAUCUUCGCUGUGGGGAUGGAUACUUGCCUACCGAAAGCCACAUUGCAAAUGGACGGCGGAAGAAAAGACAUUUUUUCAACAGGUCUCAAAUCAGAUAGGUUUAGCAAUCUGUCACACCAUCCUCAUCGAAGAGAAAUUGAAGCGGGAGGCGCAAAUGGAGGCUGCUAAGGAGGCCAACAAAGCAAAGAAUCAAAUAUUAGCCAAUACAUCUCAUGAACUUCGCACUUCAGUGGGUGCAAUCGUCGGGGCUCUUUCCGCAUUCGAAGGAACCGAACUUACGUUUGAACAACGAGACAUGGUCGAAGUAAUGUCGCGUGCAUCUGACGUUGUCUUAUCCGUAGUGAAUGACAUUUUGGAUGCAGCCAGAUUAGAACAGCAAAAGCUUGCGUUGUUAAGCCGCAGCUUUGAUCUAUUGGAUCUCAUAGAAAAGACCGUGAUAAUGUUUGGCGAGCGUGCUGGCGCAAAGGAUAUAGAAUUUAUUGUUUCGUAUGAUCCAGAGACGUUUCCAAGAUAUGUAAAUACGGAUCCGGAGAGACUACAGCAAGUUAUGAUGAACUUUUUAUCUAACGCAAUCAAAUUCACGGAUUGUGGUGAAAUCGUAAUGAAGCUGUCAAUCAAAAAAGACGACGGUGCUGCUGCUGCUGAAGCAAGUAAUAAUAGCUAUUUAUAUGUAGAAGUAUCGGACACUGGCGUUGGCAUUGAUCCGGCAUCUAUCCCACAUAUUUGGGAGAGCUUUUCGCAAGGAGAUGCUUCAAUGACUCGUGGUCGAGAUGGCUCUGGCCUGGGUCUUUCUAUAUGCAGAAGCCUGAUUGAUUUAAACGGUGGUAAAUACGGUGUUGAUAGCGAAUUUGGCAAAGGAAGCACAUUCUGGUUUACUUGGAAUAUUGAUAAUUCGACCACGUCGUCGAUACCCACGACAUUGUUUCCUCAAGGUGGUUCAGGAUUUAAAGACUUUUUAUUAGCAAAGUCUAUGCGUGUGUUCAUUAUCGAUCCCUUGGAGAUUGCAAGAACAUCUUAUGCGGCGUUGAUACGGGGAAGUGUUAACAAAGUACAUACGUAUGCGGACUGUAAAAGUGCAAUUGAAUCGGCCAGAGAACUUAAAAGGUGCAACGAGCCUGCAUGUGAAUUGGUGUUUUUCAGUCUAAAAAAUGAUAAUGCUGCGACCGUUGAGGUUGCUGCUAAAGAACUGAGGAAUAUUUGCGGCGAACAUUUAUCAAUUGUGCUAAUGGUAUUUUCGUCGAUUGAUGGAUGCGCUCUUGCAAAGAGCGUGAUCGAGAGAAUCGGAGAAAACGUUGUUGCCAUUUGCAAGCCAAUAUUACAGAAGCGUGUAAUAGACUGUAUUUCUAAUUUUGACAAGUUUAUGACCAAACUCGAGGAGACGAGUGAUACGGAAAUUGAAAAUAAUAGUUUGUGGAUUUAUAGUAAGUUUUAUAACCACAAUCGGCCGACGAAGGAUACAGAGGGACUAGCCAUAAUUAGAGGUGUUAGGCAGUCCGUGAGCGACUCCAAGUCUGAAGGGGUUAGCGCCGGACUUGUCCCAAGGAAGCGAUCUGCUUCUGACAAUGAGGAAAGGGGAACGAGUAAAAUUGCAAAAGCGUCCAAAUGCGUUCUCUGCGUGGAUGAUAAUCACAUCACUCAAAAAAUUGUCAAAUCUCUGCUAGACAAAUUAGGGUAUCGUUAUUUGGGGGCGGUAGACGGAGAGGAAGCUAUUGAAAUAGUACGAGCGCAAUACAUGACGAGUGCAUCUCCUCGUUCUGAAGUGAAAAUUUCAUUGAUUUUAAUGGACUGUGCAAUGCCCGGUAUGUCGGGUUUCGAGACAACGAGAGCAAUCAGGUCCUUGGGCUCGGAGUUUCAAGACCUCCCAAUUAUUGCAUUGACUGCAUCUGCGCUAGAAGAGACUCGCGAACAGUGCUUGGAAGCAGGCAUGAAUGAUUAUCUAAGCAAGCCACUUUUGCCACAGAAUUUGAAUGAGAAACUGAUUAAGUGGUUGGGUGAGAAUUAG
This is a messenger RNA of Paraglomus occultum, 4896 nucleotides long. Lineage: Eukaryota; Fungi; Glomeromycota; Glomeromycetes; Paraglomerales; Paraglomeraceae. The record is from the annotation of a GenBank genome assembly.